Messenger RNA from Hevea brasiliensis (rubber tree), 861 nucleotides. Its product is annotated as protein FAR-RED IMPAIRED RESPONSE 1-like. The transcript has a single exon. Gene Ontology annotation, molecular function: zinc ion binding. The record is from RefSeq and is a predicted model, not a curated record. Bases 1 to 861 code for a protein of 286 amino acids. Gene Ontology annotation, biological process: regulation of DNA-templated transcription. NCBI's taxonomy places the organism in Eukaryota, Viridiplantae, Streptophyta, Magnoliopsida, Malpighiales, Euphorbiaceae.
AUGGGAGGGAAAGCACCAAAAACAAUCAUCACUGAUCAAGAUCAAGCAAUAUCCAAUGCUAUUGCUAAAGUGUUUUCUAAUACUAAACAUCAGUCAUGUUUAUGGCAUAUUUCAAAGAAUGCUCCUUCUCAUUUGGGUAGUUAUAAUUCAAAUCCUGAAUUUCGUAGGCUUUUCUAUAAAUGUUUACAAGGUUUUGAAACAGAAGCUGAAUUCCAAGCAACAUGGGAUAGAAUGAUGGAUGAAUUUAGUGGUCCUAGAAACCAUAAAUGGUUAAAUAAUUUAUAUAAAAUUCGUGAAAAGCGGUGUAUGGCUUUGAACAAUGAUGUAUUUUCAGGUGGAUUUAAAUCCUCUCAAAGAAGUGAAAGCACAAAUAAUGUAUUGAAUGGUAUUGCAAACAAAUCAAUUUCACUUACAAAAUUUGUGCUUUCAAUUGAGGAUGUAGUGGCAAGGUGGCGUUCUGAAGAAGCAAGUGAAGAUUAUAAUUGUAAAAAAGGUUUGCCUUCUCUUGCCAUUAGGAAUAGUAGCAUUUUGAAUCAUGCAGCAAGGGUUUAUACUAAUAAAAUUUUCAAGUUAUUUCAGAAUGAGUUGCUUAAUGGGAUUGCAACAAAUUGGUUAGAAACUGCUUGUCAUGAUAAUGUUUACUCUUUUGAACUAGUGGGAGAGGGGGGAAACUCAAGGACAAGAACUGUGCAUUUUAAUGCUUGUACUAUGGAUAUUAGUUGCACCUAUAAGAAAUUUCAGUCUAUGGGAUUAUUGUGUUCACAUGCAUUAAAAAUUUUUGUUGUCAAGAAUGUGACCAAGAUACCAGAUAAUUAUAUUUUAAGGAGAUGGACUAAAGAUGCAAAAGAAAAGGAUGGUUGA